This is a messenger RNA of Dalotia coriaria, 2818 nucleotides long. RefSeq names its product potassium two pore domain channel sandman (gene sand). Gene Ontology annotation, cellular component: plasma membrane. The record is from RefSeq and is a predicted model, not a curated record. Lineage: Eukaryota; Metazoa; Arthropoda; Insecta; Coleoptera; Staphylinidae. The coding region runs from base 958 to 2160 and encodes 400 amino acids. Gene Ontology annotation, biological process: stabilization of membrane potential; potassium ion transmembrane transport. Gene Ontology annotation, molecular function: outward rectifier potassium channel activity; potassium ion leak channel activity. The transcript has 8 exons.
CCAAGUCCUAACCUUAUUCUCAACGAAACAGUAAAAAGCUCAAAAAAGCUCCCGAAAAGCUCUCAAAAGCUCACAUAAAAAUUCAAUCUCAAACAGACAAAUUUAUUCAUUGUGACUUAAAUAUAGUGACUUAAGUCUAUAAUCAUCAGUGUUUACGUGGAUGUGUGUUCCGUAAUAGCUCAGUGGUUGAAAUCGAUAUCGCAGUGAGUUAAGUCGUCGUACGCGUUGUAAAGUGUUGUAACUUAAGACGUCAGAGGUCUGACGUCCUCGAAGUUAAUUUUGACUCUCGUGACGUCACCGAAACGAAGCACUGCAAACGCACGUGAAGCUUUCCGGGCUUUCCAGUGCUCCAGUUGAGUGUUCUGUGCAGUAUAAUGACUUGAAACAGUUUGCGUUUCUUGUGAAUUUGACGCAAAGUGAAAAAGUGUGUUGGAGUGGAUUGUUUUGAUCGAAAUGUGCGCGAACGUGAUUGUGAUUAAUAAGCUGUACGGAGGCGGACACAAACAGGAUGCACUUUUCCUGCCUCGAGUGUUAAAUUAGACGUGGUGUGAAGAACGCGUGGAUUCGUUACAUUUAGUCAAGCAGGAAUAAAUGUAGUCGGCGAGUGGAAAGUUGCAAAGCUUUGAGCUUUCGAACGUUUCCCCGGCGUUGGUGAGCGCUGCGAAAGCUUUCGAACACUUUCGCAAAGCUUGCCGAACGUAUCUCUAACGAUUUGAGAGCGCGCCGACUUUUCCAAACAUCACCAACUUCAGCCACAGCCGCCGCCAUCGCCACCCCCGCGCGCACCAUAUUUAUUUCUAUUUUAAAUUAUUUAAGAAAAUGCAGAGAAACCUAAGACGUUAUCGAUACAAUUUUGGCAAAAAGUCUUCCAUCAAGAAGAAGUCGACGAGGAGAGCAAACCGCACAGCCAACUCAGCACCGCAGAAAUCAUUUCGAAGGAACUGAUCCUUCUCAAGGAUGGAGCGAACACGCUCGUUUCGCCGCCGUCGGCGUCCCGAGAAGCCGCUCGGGACAAAAAUCAAGGACUGCAUACGGAAUUUCGUCGCGUUCAUGUUCUCCAAUGUUGGCAUCAUCGGACUUGUGGUAGGUUAUGCAAUAGCUGGAAGUUUUAUCUUCAUGGAAAUCGAAGGAAAUGCUGUGAAAGAACACAGCGUUGAAAUGGUGAAAAACCGAGAACAAACCGCCGAAAAAUUCUGGAACCUAACCUGUACUACAAACAUUUUUGACGAAAAAGCAUGGCGCUCAAAUGCGUCGGCCAUUUUGUUAAUUUAUCAACAAUUCACAGUGGAUGCAAUUAAAAAUGGUUAUGAUGGUAGCGAUGACAAAGACUACUCAAAACAAUGGAGCUUUUCCGGAGCUUUCCUCUACUCUCUCACAGUCAUCACAACAAUCGGUUAUGGAAACAUAGUUCCAAAGACAUUCUGGGGUAAAAUAGCAACAAUAAUCUACGCAAUAAUAGGAAUGCCUUUAUUCCUACUUUACCUGUCAAAUAUCGGCGAUAUUAUGGCGCGGUCCUUCAAAUGGCUCUACGCUACAUGCUACCUGUGCAAAGGAUGUCCCAACGUGUCGAAACGACGCGCCGAGCGUCGACAAUCACGCCGCAGGAUGGAAGAAUAUGAAAUGGAAGAAUAUCCUGAUAAUCCUGUAAAGUACGACGAAGGACACAGAUAUUACGUAAAUAGUCCUGAACAGGAAUUUAAUAGAAUAAGAAGAGAAAAUUUCCGGACUCCUGAAAAAAUGUCCUUGAGCAGUGAAGGUGACUCGGAGGAAUCUUUUGACAGUCAAACUAUUACUGUACCAAUAACAAUUUGUUUGACAAUGAUGGUGGGAUAUGUAUUGGGAGGAGCUUUGUUGUUUGGUAAAUACGAAAGCUGGGACGUGCUAAACGGCUCAUACUUUUGUUUCAUCUCGUUGUCAACAAUCGGAUUUGGGGAUCUGGUGCCCGGCGACAAGAUCUACUCGUCAUCGGAGGGAUUUGACAUCGAGUUGAGUUUCAUCUUUUGCUCAAUGUACCUCAUGCUCGGCAUGGCGCUCAUUGCGAUGUGUUUCAACCUUAUGCAAGAGGAAGUCAUACACAAAUUUCGCACUACCGUCAGUACAUUAAAAUAUAUCUGUAAUUGCAAAAAGAAACGUCGACGAGAUUACAGCAUUGAAAUGUAAAACAUUUUUUGCAAAAAACAGUUAAAAAGUGUAAAAAAUAAAAUUAUAGUGCUACAAAUAUAAAAAAAGACAUUUAAGUAUACUUUUUAAAAGUAAUAAUAAAUAUUUAUAAUAUGUUGUUAAAAUCUGUUUUAAACUAAGUUUUAAAAGUUGUUAAAUGUUUGCAAUCGAGCAUAUUAAUUAAAAAAUGUGUAAAAAAAUGUAAAAAAUAAUCUAUGCUCAAUUGCACUUAAAUAAACGAGUGAUAAAGUAAUAAAUUAAUAAAUUAAACAAUAAAUAAUUAAUAAAUAAAAAACCAGCGUUGAAUAAACUGCCAAAUAUUUACAAUAACAGAAUUAACUCGAAACAAAACAAAAGUUAAACUGAAAAGUGCAAAGCUCAACAUAAAACAUUUAAACAAAUCACUAAUUAAAAUGUCUGUAAACCUUUUAAUGAAUUGUUACUAUCAAUAUCGAGCAUUUGAAUACAGCGAUAAUUAGCAAAAUUUGUUGAAUAUGCGCGCCAGGAACAAAAUUAAACUCGUGUAUAAUGUGAAAUGCCAUCAGUUUAAUACCGAAUACAAAAUGUCAAAUGUCAAUUGAAUAAUUAACAUUUUGAGGCGGUGGAUUUUGUAUGUCAAAUCUUUGUUUUUGGAUGAAUAAAAUUUAAUUGAAAUAUU